Messenger RNA from Nematocida parisii ERTm1, 590 nucleotides. RefSeq lists its product as uncharacterized. Bases 1 to 522 code for a protein of 173 amino acids. The transcript has a single exon. The record is from RefSeq and is a predicted model, not a curated record. Lineage: Eukaryota; Fungi; Microsporidia.
AUGAACCCCGAAAAUAUACGACACGUAGUUAUAAUAAUUAGCAUUUUGUUGUUCGGAUACUUUAAUGCCUCUCUGGCCGUAGAAAGGCAAAUAGAAGCUGAUUUAGAAGAGUAUAAAGAAGUCAUAAACAGAUACACAGACACCCGAAUAGAUGCCAUGCAUUCUCACAUUAUAGAUCUAAUGAAGAGAUUUAAUCAAACAAAAACAGAAGGUCACUUUAGCGCAAUUCCAGAAAGCAUUAAAAACUCCUGGGAUCUUCUAGAAAUGUUCUCACAGAGUCCAACAAGUGAAAUAAAAGAAAUCCUAAGCGAGCUGCGCAGCACAUUAACUUCCAUGGAAAAUAUACUAGAUCUCAGUGAGCUAGAAGAAAGCUCGUCUCAGAGCGUUGACUUGGCCUAUGAAACAAUUCGUAAUGUGGGAGAUGACAUGCACGAGCUUAUUCAGUUCUAUUUAAUAAUAGACAUAAACAUAAAUAGAAUGGAAAGCUUUAUUAUUCAAGCAAAAGAGAAAAGCACCCUAUAAAGGCACCACUUAAACAUACCCAGCGGCAUUGCAUACUAUGUGUAGCUUGCCUUUUAUACAAAUAAAUU